AUGUACUGGGCCGUUUCGUCCAGCAUCUAUGCCUGCGACCCGUCAAAGACCGCGGUCAUUGAUUACGAUGCCAUCACUUGGCCAACAGAGGAGGAACGCCGCGAGCGCGAGAAACACUAUGAUGAGAUCGCGGCGGAUUACUAUCAUCUGGUCAGCCAGUCGUAUGAGCGUGGAUGCCGGCUUGAAAAGGGCAUGCGCGUCAUCGACCUCGGCUGGGGUCUCGGCAAUCCAGCACGCAAUACCGUGCUCUACAUGGGCUGCGAGAUCGUUGGUGUCACAAACAGCCUGUGGAAUGUCGAGCGCGGCACGCUGUUGGCCAAGCUGGAACUCCCCUUCCCCGACGCUUCCUUCGACGCAGCCUACUUCAUCGAAACGCUGUGCUACUCGCUCAAUUUGGAGCUUGUCUACCGCGAAGUUGAGCGCAUGCUGAAGCCGGGUGCACUCUUCACCUUCCGGGACUUCACCAUGACCGAGAAGUGA
Molecule: messenger RNA, 480 nt
Organism: Thermochaetoides thermophila DSM 1495
Lineage: Eukaryota; Fungi; Ascomycota; Sordariomycetes; Sordariales; Chaetomiaceae
Exons: 3
Coding region: 1-480 (159 amino acids)
Biological process (GO): sterol biosynthetic process
Cellular component (GO): endoplasmic reticulum
Molecular function (GO): sterol 24-C-methyltransferase activity
Source: RefSeq, a predicted model, not a curated record